AUGUAUCCAAGAUAAUCAAAAAAAUAAGACAAACUAAAAUAAUCUCAUAAUAUUUCAGAUUUUAUUUUGAAUAAACUAAUAUAAGAAUUCGGUUAAAAGCCAAUAGAUAAAGAAGUAUAUAAUAAAAUUUUAAUUAGUUAAUUACAUGUUAUGUAAAUGAUUAUAGUUCCAAAUAUUCAUCAUUUAAUGAGAGUGGUGUUAGAGCUUUAAAAGUAGAGAUAUAAGAAGCACUCAAAAAAUCAUAAAUAGAAAAAGAAGCAAUUAUAAAAACUUUAAGAGGGUAGUCUAAUACUCUAUAGUUACAAAAUAAAGAAGAUAACUAAAAAAGUGAAAAUAACUCAAAAUAAAAUACAAAAGCUAUAACAUCAGGUUAAGAGUAAUUAAAUUCUAAAACAAAGCAUAAUCAUCCAGAAAUUCCAAGAUUAGACUCAUUAACUUCUGAUAAUAAAUAAAAAUCUGUAUAUUAAUUAGAUGAUGAUGAAUAAGAUGAAUGGGCAGCUAUUAUUAAAUACGAUACUGUUUUGUAUUAGAAAGAACAAGAAGAUAAAAAAAAAAGAGAACAGUAAUUGAGAUAAAAAUUAAAAGAUGAUUUAGAUAAAUAAUUAAAAGAAAAAGAGUAAAUAAAAAAAUAAGAAGCCUUGAAAGAAGCCUAAUUUCUUUAAUAAAAUGAAUAAAGAAAAUAAGAAUUUGAAUAAUUUGAAAAAUAAAAAAAAGAAUAGAUUAAACUUAAAUAAUUAGAGGAAAAGAAACUAAGAGAUGAAUAAGUUUAAUAAGAAAAAAAUAAAAGGUAAUUCUUAUAUACUAUUAAAUUAGAAGAGAAAGUUUAAAAUAAUCUAAAUUGUAGGAUAAUGAAAUGCUUUAAUAAUUGAAAAAUGAAAUAAGUAGAGAAUCUUAAGAACUAAAUAAAAAAAGAUAGCAAUAAAAAGAUAAGUUUUUGUAAAUUUUAAAAGAAAAUGAAUAAUUAAGAUCUAAAGUAAAAUGAAUUCUAAUUUUAGGCAUAAGAGGAGAUUAAACUUUAAAAAGAAUUUGAUUCUAAAUUGCAAUAAUAAUAAUUAUAGAAAUUGAUAGAAGACGAUGAAAGAAGAGAAUAAUAGAAAAAAGAAAGGGAUAAUAAAAUUAAAUAGUUUAUGAGUAAUUAUAGUCAUUAAGUGUUAACAAAGUAAAAAGAAAAUGAACAAAAUGAAGGAAAAUAUAUGUUAGAAUAAUUAAAAAAGCAAGAAGAAUAUGAUAAAUAAUAAUAAUAGUAUAAGAAAUUAAAAGAAAAAGAGAAAAUGGAAUUAGUAAAACAACAAUUAUAGUUGUAAAUUUAAUAAAAAUAACAAAAAAGAUUAUCAGAAGAAGAGGAAUAAAAAUUACUAUUACUCUAACAAUAAUUAGAGCUUAUGAAUUAUUCUUAAAAAGAAAAGGAAAAAUAACUUGUAAGUGUUUUUUUUUAGUAUAUUUUAGUAUAUCAAAAAUAAUUAUAAGUAAAAUCAAGAAGAUAUAAAGAAAUAAAUAGAAGAGAGUAGAAAUAAAAGUGCUCAUGAGAAAAUGUCUAAGAUGGAAUUAUUGCAAAAUAAAUCUUUAUUAAAAAAUAUUGCUUAGGAAUAAGUUGUUAAAACAAAAUUUAGAAAAGUUAAUGUAUCAAUGAAAUGA
Messenger RNA from Paramecium sonneborni, 1635 nucleotides. NCBI's taxonomy places the organism in Eukaryota, Ciliophora, Oligohymenophorea, Peniculida, Parameciidae. The record is from the annotation of a GenBank genome assembly.